Rodentolepis nana is the source of this 606-nucleotide messenger RNA. Lineage: Eukaryota; Metazoa; Platyhelminthes; Cestoda; Cyclophyllidea; Hymenolepididae. The record is from the annotation of a GenBank genome assembly.
CAUGAAAAUGGCGGCAUCUACGCGCCAAAAGCGUUUCAAUUUCAGCGCGGCUAUUUAGUGUUUUUAACUGAAAACUUAGACAUGAAUUUUCCUGAUUCAACAAUUGAUUCACUUAUCGAACUUGUCUGGACGGAAAAUAUAGAUGAAUAUCAUCUAGAUGCACUUAAGGAAUGGGGCCAUCCCUUGUCUAAGUUAAAUAUGCUUGAAGCCACCUAUGAACCAUCGAAAGCCCUUAAAAAUAGAUAUCACAUAAUGGUAUGCUUCAAUAUUCUCCUUAAUACAUCGUUUACAGUGCCAUACAAGUGCCCCAGUUGUCCUGCAACUUUUGAGGAGAGACGGUUACUAGAAACUCAUUAUGAACUAACCCAUGGAGAUGGGAUAGCUAGAUUCUGUUUCCGGUGCGGAAAAGGAUUUGCCACUUCGCAAAGCUAUCAACGUCAUUGUCAAAGUGUUCAUGAACAGCGAAAACCUGUACGAAACCACGCUUGUGAACAAUGUAAUAUGGCCUUUGCUUCAACUCAAGCUCUGAAAACUCACAUAACGAGAAAACACCCAGGUCAUUUUUUGAUUUCUCUCAUUCUGCUUCCUUCUCGUGGUAAAGGUUGA